GCCUCCCCUCCCCUGUCCUGCCCUGGCCUAAACCCUUGGUCAGAGAUCACCGGGCUGGAAACCAGAAACUCUGCAACCCCUCGGAAGAGGAGUCCUUGUGGAGGGUGACUUUUACCGGUCCGGUCACUUUAGUCCUUUUCUGGAGUCCAGCUGGAUGGCUCUUUUAAGAAGCAUUUUUGGGAAAGCCCUUGGAGGGCUUAAUUACAAUAGCCACAGCUGCCCCAGACCCUAAACACAGGGAACAUUUCUGAGGAAGAGGGGAUCCAGAAGGAGAGGCAAGGCCGAAGAACCACCUAGACCUGGAGCCUGGGGCUUAGACCCAUGGCUUCCUUGAGCUGGGCCAGCGGCCUUGCCCUUACCUGCCCCGAUUUGGGCCUUUUAGUGUGGAGGAACCGCUGCCACCCAGGAAGCUCCCUAAGCUUUCAGGGCUAACUGGAGCCUCAGAGGCAGCUCUGGGUGCCAGUUUCUUCGUGGCCCUACAGCCACAGGCUGACGCAUCGCAUGCACUGCUGUCUCCUGCCUUCCUCCUUUCGCAGACCAUGCCGUCCAUCAGCAGUGACCGUGCAGCGCUGUGCGCCGGCUGUGGGGGGAAGAUUUCUGACCGCUACUACCUGCUGGCUGUGGACAAGCAGUGGCACAUGCGCUGCCUGAAGUGCUGCGAGUGCAAGCUCAACUUGGAGUCGGAGCUCACCUGUUUCAGCAAGGACGGCAGCAUCUACUGCAAGGAAGACUACUACAGCCCCUCCCUCCGUGGUCCCCACAGGCGGUUCUCUGUUCAACGAUGUGCCCGCUGCCACCUGGGCAUCUCAGCCUCGGAGAUGGUGAUGCGCGCUCGGGACUUGGUUUAUCACCUCAACUGCUUCACGUGCACCACAUGCAACAAGAUGCUGACCACCGGUGAUCACUUCGGCAUGAAGGACAGCCUGGUCUACUGCCGCUUGCACUUCGAGGCGCUGCUGCAGGGCGAGUACCCGGCGCACUUCAACCAUGCCGACGUGGCAGCGGCCGCAGCCGCGGCCGCCGCUGCCAAGAGUGCGGGGCUGGGUGCAGCGGGGGCCAACCCGCUGGGGCUUCCCUACUAUAAUGGCGUGGGCACUGUGCAGAAGGGGCGGCCGAGGAAGCGCAAGAGCCCGGGCCCAGGGGCGGAUCUGGCAGCCUACAAUGCUGCGCUAAGCUGCAAUGAGAACGACGCAGAGCACCUGGACCGCGACCAGCCCUACCCCAGCAGCCAGAAGACGAAGCGCAUGCGCACCUCCUUCAAGCACCACCAGCUUCGGACCAUGAAGUCUUACUUUGCCAUUAACCACAAUCCUGACGCCAAGGACUUGAAACAGCUCGCGCAAAAGACCGGCCUCACCAAGCGGGUCCUCCAGGUCUGGUUUCAGAACGCCCGGGCCAAGUUCAGGCGCAACCUCUUACGGCAGGAAAACACGGGUGUGGACAAGACCACAGAUGCAGCGCUGCAGACGGGGACGCCCUCGGGGCCGGCCUCCGAGCUCUCCAACGCCUCGCUCAGCCCCUCCAGCACGCCCACCACCCUCACAGACUUGACGAGCCCCACCCUGCCGACUGUGACGUCCGUCUUAACUUCUGUGCCUGGCAACCUGGAGGGCCACGAGCCCCACAGUCCCUCACAAACGACUCUUACCAACCUUUUCUAAUGACUCGCGGCCCCCUAGCCCCAUGAUUUCUUUAAAAAAGAAAUUAUCUCUAGUUGAAUUCCAAGUGUAUUUUAAAAUAGAGGCUUUGAGCAACUAACUAACCACAUUUAGGAUCUCGCCUGGAAUCAGAGGAAAAAAAAUACUAAUUGCGCGUCCAGCUAAUGCAGCGGUGUGCACUGAGGAAUUACUUGGAAGAUCUAUACGCAACACAACAUUUGUGUCUCUGUACAGUUUUGUGGACUGAGCGAGGAAAAACAACAAAUAAUUUAAGUUGGCUAGAGCUUCUGUAUUUUCAAAGACUGCCACGUGCCUUAGGAAUACUGUUUUAUCCAUACUUGGGAUGACUUGUUCAUUUUUCUCUCCCUCUUUUUCUCUGUAUAUUUAUGACCAGAGCAAAAAUGUAAAAAACA
Fukomys damarensis (Damara mole-rat) is the source of this 2071-nucleotide messenger RNA. RefSeq names its product LIM homeobox 2 (gene Lhx2). The record is from RefSeq and is a predicted model, not a curated record. Gene Ontology annotation, biological process: regulation of transcription by RNA polymerase II; neuron differentiation. The transcript has 4 exons. Lineage: Eukaryota; Metazoa; Chordata; Mammalia; Rodentia; Bathyergidae. Gene Ontology annotation, cellular component: nucleus. The coding region runs from base 540 to 1661 and encodes 373 amino acids. Gene Ontology annotation, molecular function: DNA-binding transcription factor activity, RNA polymerase II-specific; RNA polymerase II transcription regulatory region sequence-specific DNA binding.